This is a messenger RNA of Columba livia (rock pigeon), 1931 nucleotides long. RefSeq names its product leucine aminopeptidase 3 (gene LAP3). The coding region runs from base 72 to 1661 and encodes 529 amino acids. Gene Ontology annotation, biological process: proteolysis. Gene Ontology annotation, cellular component: cytoplasm. Lineage: Eukaryota; Metazoa; Chordata; Aves; Columbiformes; Columbidae. Gene Ontology annotation, molecular function: metalloaminopeptidase activity; manganese ion binding. The record is from RefSeq and is a predicted model, not a curated record. The transcript is spliced from 13 exons.
GGUCAGUGACGGCACACGCCGGUUUGCCCGCCUCCCGUCCCGCCUCCAGGCCCGCCUCCACUGCUCCUGCCAUGCUGCUGGCCUGGGUGCGGGGGGUCGCUGCGCGCCGCCUCUGCCGCGAUGUCCCGCUGGCCUGCAGCUGCUCGGCGCAGCGGCCCUCGCCGCGGGGCUACAGCCGCGGGGCGGGCGGGAAGGGUCUUGUUCUGGGAAUCUACUCAAGUGAAAAAGAUGAAGGUGCUGCCCAGUUCACUAGUGCAGGAGAUGCUUUUGAUAGACUCGUGUCUGGAAAGCUGAGAGAACUUCUGUCUGUAUGUGGGCCACCUUUGAAGAAAGGCAAAACGCGCGUAUUCCAUGGUUUGCAUCAGGACUUUCCGAGUGUGGUUGUAGUUGGGUUGGGUAAGAAGGAUGCUGGAGUAAAUGACCACGAAAACUGGAAUGAAGACAAAGAAAAUAUUCGUGCAGCUGUAGCAGUUGGUUGUAGACAAAUCCAAGACCUGGAGAUCCCUUGUGUUGAAGUAGACCCCUGUGGAGAUGCUCAAGCAGCUGCGGAAGGUGCUGUCCUCGGACUGCAUGAAUAUAAUGAGUUGAAGCAAAAAAAGAAACCUGUAAUUACUCCUCAGCUUCAUGGAAGUGCGGAAAGAGAAGCCUGGCAAAAAGGUGUUACCUACGCUGAGGGUCAGAACCUCGCUCGGUACCUUAUGGAGGCUCCAGCUAAUUAUAUAACUCCAAUCAAAUUUGCUGAACAUAUCGAACAGAAGCUCAGGAAUUUCAGCACUGUGAAGGUCCAUAUAAGAGCGGAGUCUUGGAUAGCGACCCAACAGAUGGGAGCGUUCCUGAGUGUAGCGAAGGGUUCGGCUGAACCUCCCGUCUUUUUGGAGAUUAACUAUGCAGGUGGUGCUAAUACAAAUGACUCCCCGCUGGUAUUUGUAGGAAAAGGAGUGACAUUUGACAGUGGGGGCAUUUCACUGAAGCCAUCAUCUGGUAUGGAUGCGAUGAGAGCAGAUAUGGGAGGGGCAGCGACUGUCUGUUCAGCCAUUGUGACAGCAGCAGCUUUAAAUCUACCUCUUAACAUAAUUGGUUUGGCACCCCUCUGUGAAAAUAUGCCCAGUGGGAAAGCAAACAAGCCUGGGGAUGUAGUUAGAGCCAAGAAUGGAAAAACAAUACAGGUAGAUAACACAGAUGCAGAAGGAAGACUGCUGUUAGCUGAUGCUCUCUGUUAUGCCCACAAUUUUAAUCCAAGGGCUAUUGUGAAUGCUGCAACAUUAACAGGUGCCAUGGAUGUGGCAUUGGGGUCCGCUGCGACUGGAGUGUUCACAAACUCCCCUUGGCUUUGGAGUCACCUUUAUGAGGCCAGCAUUGUGACAGGAGACAGAGUUUGGCGAAUGCCUCUUUUUGAACAUUACACGAAACAAGUAACAGACUGUCCUCUUGCAGAUCUGAGUAACAUUGGCAAGUACAGCAGAGCUGGAGGAGCGUGCACAGCUGCUGCGUUCCUGAAGGAGUUUGUGACUGCCCCGCACUGGGCUCAUUUGGAUAUAGCCGGUGUGAUGUCGAAUAAAGAUGAGGUGCCGUAUCUUCGCAAAGGCAUGGCAGGGCGGCCUACAAGAACACUGGUAGAGUUUGCGGCUCGAUUAAGUCAAGACAGUCGUAAUACCAAAUAAAAUACUUAAUCUAAAAUCAUGCACUCUGCCUUAAGAGAAGUAUUCAUAUAUGAAUGUCCCCAGUGGAUCUUCACUAUGGCAAUGAACUACAGAUGCAUUUUAUAAAUAAUUACUUAGGUAAGAAUAUCUCACUUUUGAGACUUGUCAUCGCAUAUUAUGCAGUUUGAAAUAAUAUUCCAUUUGACCUAUUGAUAUAUUUGUACCAAAAUAUGGUGAUGGAAAGCAUCUCGUUUUAUAUAUAAAGUAAGCAGAAUUAUUGCAAACAAUGAA